Mercenaria mercenaria is the source of this 8903-nucleotide messenger RNA. RefSeq lists its product as uncharacterized. Bases 201 to 719 code for a protein of 172 amino acids. The transcript is spliced from 7 exons. The record is from RefSeq and is a predicted model, not a curated record. Lineage: Eukaryota; Metazoa; Mollusca; Bivalvia; Venerida; Veneridae.
UCUUUUUUUUAGAUCUGUAGAAACCUGUAGUCUCUUCAAUUUUGUCAAAUGAAUGCGGAUUCAAAGGAACUUUCUCUUCUUAACAUUGGUCUUCGGCAGAUUAAAACUGAUCUACUGACAAUAAGCAGAAAAAGUCUCCCAAGUAAACGUCACAUACCGAAAACCAUAUUUUUCGAAACAACAAAUUGUCUUCGGAAUAGAUGGCAGAGAGACGUCUAAACAGCCCAACGGACAAACAUUUUCAGAAUGGGCAGAGGAGGCACAAGGAGCGCGAAGCUGAGACGAACUUACGAAGGGGUUGUAGACGACCGGAAGAGUCGAACAUUUCGUUUUCACAGUCAAGAACAAGGAGUUUUACAGAGUCAGUACGAUUUGAUGUGAAUACAGAAACAGUGUCUUACGGGGCCAGCAGAAAUAAUGACGGAGUGCCUCAGUACCUUCCAAAUCCAUCCGUUAUUGACAGAGAAUUUCUGAAUUCCUUGCGAAGAUACCCAGAGCACCUUUGGCCUAUGCUGCUUUUUAACCGAAUUCCUGUCCAACGAAGUAGUGUUGUGGAAGGAAAUAAUUCUGAAAUAUAUCAAUAUGAGAAAGCAAGGAAAAAGGAAAAAGCCAGAAGAGUUCUGCUGGGUAUAUCAAAGACUCUUCGUGCUGAGGGUGUAAUACUUCAAGAGAACAUGAUAGAAAUGAUACUUGAACGGCUAGAGGCCGUUUAUCUUUAAAAGAAGAAGUCCAGGCUUAUAUUUUCUACGAAGAGAAAUGAGGAUUGUUUUUCUAUAUAAGAUGACAACGUUUUAUUUGUAAAUGUUCUAGUUUACCUUUAUCAUGUUUAAUCCCCUUAUACCGGUAGUAGUAUGGUACCGAAAAAUUCAAAUUCUUCAUUUUCUUUCAUGUUGUGUCGGUUUGCAGUGAUAGCUAAGUGGAUCAAUUAACUGAUUAUAUUCAUAUCUUUUCUCCUCUCUAUGUUAAAAUAGAAAUAUAAGAUAGUUAAAAAACAUGGCCUUCUAAAAUACCAAUGUUCAUAUCAGAAGUAUCAGCAGCGGCAAAAAUUGAAUAGAAUAUAGUGUAAGUUUAGUCUACUAUCAAUACUUUGAAAGAGCCUAAACUUAACUUUCUUUUAUCUUUCAGUUAAUUAAAAAACCAUACUAGCCAAGAGUCUAAAACGCAUUAAAACUUCUGAGUGAAAGACUAACCAAAACCAUACCAGAAAUGAUCUGAAAGAAGUAACUACAGAUUUUAUAAUGUAAACAAACGCCUACAACAUUGUCCAUUCACGAAUGCACUCAAUUUGGAUGAUAAUUGUUGACAAAAAUUGUAAAUGAGAGGCCCCAACAAUUUUUUUAAGUUAUGCAAACAAUUUAAAGUUGAAAACAAAUGUGAAUUUCUUAAAUGACCCACUUACCUCGUUUACAACAAUAAAUAAAAUACCUUAUAGUUUAUUAAAGUUCGUGAACCUGUAACGAAAAUCGUCAAAUUAUGCAUUCUCUAUAUGCUUGUCAGCAUUUUUCUUAAUUUAACGUAAGGCAAUGAUCGUGUUAAGGUCAAGAGAAUGUCGAAUCGCUUAUAAAUACGUAAUUACACGGAAAUCGGAAUGCAUCUUUACCUAUCCACUACCUUAAAAUUUUAUACUUACAUAUGAUGACAGUGACUAUUUGCAACAAAGUUCUCCUGAAAAUGCUUCAAAAUGAGUAAAGCAUAAGAAAUACUUAUGAAAUCAAAAACACUUAUUUAUCAAAAUGAUUAACUGAAAUGAUAAUUAUGACAACAGUAUACCUAUAAACGUUGUUACACAUACGUGAUACCAGUUUAACUCUUUUGAAAUUUCUCAUUGCUGUAGAUAAGUUUUACGCUUGAAUAUAUCAGAUUUCGUGUAAACCAAAUUAUCAUUAUUGAGAACAAGUUUUUUUUUAACUAAAAGCCAAAACUUAAAUAUUUCAGGUAAUGCUUCUAAAUUUCUUAAAAAUUCUUGAAAGGAAUGUACAUAUCAUUAAACUUUGUAGCAGGGCCUCAGCACAACUUAUAAAAUAAUUCUCAGUGUAAGCCAUGAGAAGAGUGUGCAUGUUGUAUAUCCAAUACAAAGAGUUUUAAACAAAUGUAGGUUAUAUUUUGUCUAGCUAAUCAGCAGUUCGGUAAAGGACCUAUUUAGUUUGUCAUUCAUUUAUGACCACUAUUUUAUCUUGGCUUAAGUUUAUUGGUCAAUUCAGAGUUGUUCCCUUUAUAUUUUCUUUUGUAAGUACAACUUAAAGUAAAUAUGACGCUAUUUGGAUGAAAUUAAGAUGAUAUUGCUGCGUAAACAACGUUAUUAUAUACCUUGAAAUCCCGAAAUUAAGCCGGUUUUGAAAAUAAGCCGAUCAAAAGGUAAAGGUAAAAAAUGUAAAUUGUAUUUAUCGUCGCUUUGUGAAACAAAUAACAUAUUAAGCUUUGUAGAGCUUUUGAGCGACCCUAUUUAAGAACCGUUAAAACCAAUUAUACCUUAUCCCCAGCAAUUUGCUGGUACCCAUUUACAGUUGGGUCGACUAAGGCAAUCGUGAUAAAGUGCCUUGCACACCGUAAAGGGUGUAGCCAGGAUUCGAACCAGGGGCCUUCAUCUCAAUACGAAAAUAAGCCAUCAUUUCACUACCGACAAAAAGGGCUCAUAAAUUAGCCGCACUCAAAAAUAAGCCGCCCAUUUUAUUUUAUUUUUUUUAGAAAUAGUAUCAAUGAAUCUUGUAAGGAAACCAUAUAAGAUAGCAAACGUUACCAACCUGUACAUAGCAGAUUUAUUUCCAUAUGUAAUAGCAAUAAAACACACUUUGGAAUAAAAACCACUCACAUUGUAAAACAAUGCAAGUGGUGUGUAAGUUAUUAAUUUAAAUCAUAGGUCUAUUUGUUUGACAAAACUGUUUAAUGUGUUAUUAUCUGUUAGCCUCUGAUUACUUCAAUUAAAAAUUGUAACAAAACAGGUAUGUCAGAAGUAUAAGUAUUUACCGACGUCGAUGUUUUUACUAAAAAGCAAAAAAUAUGACAUCCGUAUCUGCAGUAUUUUGGUACUCGAAAAUACGCUGGUUUUUAAACCGUUACCGGAUAUAUGUACGCAAAAGUUCGCCGGAUUCAAAAAUAAGCCGGUUUCCAUAAUAAGCCACCAAAUCCUUACGAACAUUUAAAAUAAUCCGCGGCUUAUUUUUGGGAUUUCAGGGUAUUCCAAUAUUGUUUUCUUUUAGUCAACAUGGGCAAUGGAUGGACAUUAAAGAAUAUGCACUUAUCAAAUUAGUUUAAUUAAUACGUUGAGCAUAUAUUUAUAACCUCCUUCAGCUAUUACCAAAUGUAAUUCAUGUCAUUUAGUAUAUUGACUUGUAGCGUUAUGCAAGAGUGAGAGUGCAAAAAUUACAAGAUCCUAAAUUAUUUUCAAAUUAUCUCCCGUUAGUUUUCAAACAGUUGCAUGUACCUUGACAAUAUUUUUUCCAAUUUUUAAUAGAUUUUGAAGAAUCCAACCAUUAUGUUAAGGGGCCAGAAUGAAAGUGCAGAGCGCAGAAGAUAUUUCUUUAAUUCCCAUAGUUAAACUUAUAUCAGUUUUGUAUUAUUUUUACAAUACUUAUUAAGACACAAUUUUGGAACUACUGAAGAGAAGUUAAGGAAACUUGUCAGACCAAUAUAAAUCAAUAAGACAAAGUGCAGGGCUAUAACUUCUAUUUUCUCAUAACCUGUUACUAGCCGAAGCUUACAUAUAACGAAACACUGCUUUCAUGGCCCAAAGAAUAAUGUUGCUUACUUCGGAUCACUUGCUCUUCACCACAAUUGGUUCGAACCUCGCUUUGAACGUAGAGUUCUUUAAUAUCAAGAAGCCGUUUAACUGGCAUACAGAAGGUCGUUGGUUCUAAGCCCAACCGUAAUAAAAUAAUGACCGGAGCGGCAGGUCAACCAAAGUCUUCCAACACUUUCUAAAGCUGGAAAGUUACCAUGUGAUAUAUCAUUGUGCCGGUGUGGCGUAAAACCCAACCUAUGUUUUUCGUCCAUUGAUAUUUGAUAAAGACCAUGACAUUUUCUAAGCUGUUGAUUGGGUUAUGUUGGUCUGAAGUUCACUGAUGUGUCCAAUUCGGGCGGCAUGGAAAUUACGGCUACAAGUGGGACACAUAUGGUCUGUAACUGGUGUCAAGGUGCUGGCGGACGGUGUUUUGCGGAGCAAACGCUUUUCUUUAGCUUCCUUUGUACGCAUUCUUUCCAACCACAGAUUGUAUUUGUCACAUGCUCAUCUUGAAUGUCUGUACUUUUUUGUUAUGUUGUAGUUAAGGAGGUGACAGGUUUGAUCCUUGUGUAUCCAAGUUAUCCUCUGGCGGUUGGCAAGACGGAACGAGGUGUUUGUGGUUAUCUGUCCAUAGGAACUACAUGUCCGUAAGAAGAGAAAGCCAUUGCUGUUGCAUUUUCCAAUACCAUUCCAAUGACUCCAUCCCAUUUUGGUGGUCUGAGCCUACUGUAGCUCCAAGGACAAUGAAUUUCUCUGCUCUGGGCAAGCCUUCGAUGACGACCUCAAUCUCUCCAUUAAAUGUGUCUUUCAUUUCAUCUGGAUUUGUCAUGGUCGGAGCAUAUACAUUGAUAAUGGUCGCUUGUCUGUUAUAUUGCUAAAAGAAAGAUGCAUGGUCAUAAGCCGAUCAUUUAUCACUUUUGGUAGGCUUGUCAGGUUCAUAACAAUAUUUGACCUGAUGGAGAAGCCUACGCUCGCGGGACUUGCGGUAAGUGGUGUAACCGGCUCAUUUCUCAAUGAGUUGGCCUUCAUCUGCAAAUCUCGUCUCAGAUAGCGCAGCAAUGUUUACAUUACUGCGAGCUUAUUUUUUGGCCAUACGUGCCGCACGUCUAUCCGACCGGUUUGUGUUGUUGUUGUCAAGUAGACUGCGUUCAUGUCAUGUACCUACGGUAAACGAAAUUGCAUUCUUUCUCUAUUUCAUUUGACUGCAUUGCCGGGACCCCUGUCAAUAGCGGGUAGGUGAUCAGGCUAUAUUGAAACAUGCAAUGUUUAGGGUACCUAUUCUUACCCCUUCCUCAUUGGAGGUGAGCGGAGCAUUCCUAGAGAGGGCUGCUCAACCGCUUAGGUAGGUACCGAGUUCUGCUGCUGAGCCAUCUGCGUGUAGUUUUGUAACUGCAAUUUAUCCGCACUUGCUGGCCUGUCCAAACAGAGCUUCGGAUGUUGAAGGUUUCAAUUGCUAUAAAAAGUCAUGACUUGCGCGUGAUUUAAUUUAUAGUGGGAAGAAAUUGCGCUGCAUCAACAGGAUUCUCUCGUCCAGAGAGAACUGGAUCCAGUCUUGAAUAAAUUGUCAAAACGUCUGGAGAUGAAUCUGGAUGUAGGAACUGCCAGACACCUGUCUUGUCUGCCAACUUAGCGCCUUUUGACUCCACUCCGGAUUUUCUGGCAGGUUUGUCUGCUUUAGCCUUUAACUAUUCCUUGUACCCACAAGGCAGUUGGGAGAUUUGAUCCAUAAAUCAGGUGUGUACAAACACCAGUGGGCCUGAAAUGCCGCAUGUCUAGGAGCAGAUCUCCUCAGAGUCUCCUGCAGUUCAGCUCGAGACCGCAAGGUGCUCAAUUAAACAUGUGUUGCCAGCCUGGAGACACUGCAUAGGUCUGUUGAGCGUCUGUGUACUGACAGGGAUAACUUACGCUCUCAGCUUCCUUUUCGAUAAGGCUAGCCAGCGAUGUGACUGGACAGAAAGCAAGGCUUGACAAACACAUAGUACACCAAACUAGAUGCACCAAUAGACCAUUUAACACUCGAUGGAGCACAUGCACCACAAUAUGUACCUCUUUCCAACACAUACAUCGAAACAAAUUACGUACGCAUUUACAUUCAGUAGUAUUAUCUUGUUUGCAAAUUUAUUGAAAGUUUUAUGAUGGACAGCUAAAUUGGAAAAAAAUAUGACCCAAAAUUAUUUCUAAAUAAAUGUUUUUAUAUACAUGUAUGUUGUUGACAUGGUCAAGGUAGCAACGUUUACACAGCCAUUAGGGUGAGAUGCAUUCUUUAGAAAUAGAUGUACUCGUACAAUAUUGUGAUUGUUUACAUGACUGUUUUUCAUUUGUUUUAAACUGUGACUGCAUAGUUUUGUAAAACUUUUGUACUUCUUUUUCUAUUUUGAUAGUGAUAAGUACAAAUGUAUAUUUUUCUACGAGGGUCCUGCAAAAAGUUCUGUAACAAAUGGACUUUCAUAGAUUUAUCCCAGGUAUUUUUUAAAACGCCUCAUUGCACCUGAGUUGUGUGUCCAAUAGCUAACGAUAUCUGUUGCUUUUCAAAUGACCGAAAUAUUUCAUAUUGAAAUUUUACUUGUCACAUUGUAACAUAGACGCAACGAUUGAAAUAAAUAGAUAAUAAAUGCCGCAUUAGGCUUGAUAUAGAUUCAAAGCAGAUCUUUGAUGAAUUUCGUGGUAUAUAUGGACCUCAGGCCAUUUUAAUGCGCAUAGGUUUAGGUUGGUUAAAGCUUUUAAAGCUGGGAAACUAUUAACUGGCAAAUAUGAUACCCGUUCUGAUAGGCCUUAGAAGUCUGUUACCAAGGCAAACAUCGCUGCUGUAAAAGCUGUGUUUAUACAGGAUGCGCGAUUGUCGGUGAAAGAUAUACCCACUUGUACUGGCAUAUCAGAGGACAGUGUGCAAACAAUUCUGACAAAAAGCGUUUGGAACUGAGAAAGGUUUGCCUUAGGUGGGUACCUCAUUUGCUCUCUGAUGAGCAAAAAAACAACGCAAUAAAUGUGCCCGGGAACUUACGAAAACAUACAAAAGCUGUAAUAUUCGGAUUAUUUCCAACUUGCUUACAGAUGACAAAACCUGGAUGCACAUGUUUGAGUCACAGAGAAGGAUUGAUAAUAAGCAAUUGAAGUUUAAAGAUACGCCCCUGUCUUGCCAAGAGACCCAUAAGAUGUUGUACGCAAUGGUCUUCAAUUCUAGUGGGCCAGUUGUUCAAGAGCCUUGUCUAUCUGGUCGUACAGUCACUGGACAUUUUUACCAGAACUCUUUAAUGAAAACAGUGAUAAAGUUAUACGUUAAGAAACGUCUAAGCAAAUGGAUGGUCAAGAGUCCAUCUUAUGCACGACAACGCCUCCACUUACAAGUGCGAGGUUGUUAAGUCUUUUUGGCUUUUGAAAAGGUGGAAGUUGUAAAACAUUCGACUUAUUCACCUGACCUGAGCCCCUGUGACUUUUUUUUUUAUUUCCAAGGCUUAAGAAAAUGCUUUCUGAAAAGAAAUAUAGUUCCCUUGACAGGUGCCUCAAACACACACCAAGAGAAGACUAUUUAUCUGCUUUUCGCAAUUAGUUUACAAAAAUGUGUUUCUGUAAUAUGAGAAUACUUUGAAGGUUUGUAAUAAAAAUAAUUAAGACAAAACGUAGCACUUAAUACAUCCGUACCAAAUGACAGAAAUUUUUGAAGGACCCUCGUAUAUUAUUAGUAAAUAUCUUACAUCCUUUUCAAUUGUCGCUUUGUUUUGUGUAUUUCAGCUGGUAUAGUAUCGUAUUUCAUAGUGUGAAACUUUUAGAGCCAUAUUAACAUUUUUUAUAUUUACUAGAACUGAAAACAGGUAACAUGUAUUUCAUAACAAGAGGCCCUGUAUCGCUCACCUGACCUAUUGACCUAAAGAUCAUCAAGGUUAACAUUUCGACCAAGUUUCAUUAAGAUAUGGUCAUAAAUGUGGCCUCUAGAGUGUUAACUAGCUUUUCCUUUAAUUUGACCUGGUGACCUAGUUUUUGACUCCACAUAACCUAGAUUUAAACUUAAAGAUCCUAAAGGCCAAAAGAUCAUCCGGAUUAUUAUUCUGACCAAGUUUCAUGAAGUUAGUCAUAUAUGUGGCUUUAGAGUGUUAACAAGCUUUACUUUUGAUUUGAACUGGUGACCUAGUUUUUGACCCCACUUGACCCAGACUUAAAUUGGAAGAAUAACGUUCUGACCAAGUUUUAUGAAGAUACAGUCAUAAAUGUGGCCUGUAGAGUGGUAAAAAGCUUUUUCAUUGAUUUGACCUGGUGACCUAGUUUUUAUCCCUACCUGACCCAGGAUUAAGAUCUGACCUCAAAAUUAACAUUCUGACCACGUUUCAUUAAGAUAUGGAUAUAAAUGUGACCUCUAGGGUGUUAGCUAGCUUUUCCUUUGAUUUAACCUGGUGAGCUAGUUUUUGACCCCACCUGACCCAGAUUUAAACUUGACUUAAAGAUAAUUAAGGUUAACAUUCUGACUAAGUUUUAUGAAGUUACAAUCAUUAUUGUGGCCUUACGUGUGUUAACAAGCUUUUCUUUUGAUUUGACCUGGUGACCUAGUUUUUUACCCCAACCCAGAUUCAAAACUGACCUAAAGAUCAUCAAAAUUGACAUUCUGACCAACUUUCAUUAAGAUAGGUCUUAAAUGUGGCUUAUAGUGUUAACUAGCUUUUCCUUUGAUUUGACCUGGUGACCUAGUUUUUGAGUCAACCUGACCUUGAAUUUAACCUAAAGAUCAUCAAGGUUAACAUUCUGACCAAGUUUCAUUCAGACUGGGUCAAAAUUGUGACCUCUAGAGUGUUAAAAAGCUUUUACUUUGAUUUGACCUGGUGACCUUGUUUUUGACCCCAGAUGACCCAAUAUCAAACUCGUCCAAGAUUUUAUUGAGGGUAACAUUCUGGCCAGGUUUCAUUAAGAUUGUACUAAAAUUGUAUGAUCUAGAGUGUUAACAGUCAAAUUUUUGACGACAGACGACGACGGACACAGGGCGAUCACAAAAGCUCACCUUGAGCACUUUGUGCUCAGGUGAGCUAAAACUCUGCGUGCCAGAAAUGAAUAAAUCCAGAGAAACAACUAUUGCAGUAUAAAUUUUGUUGAUUUUCUAAGAGUAAUAUAUUUGUAUAUUCUACAAUAUAUACAAAAGAGCAAUAGAAACUAUUAUGGUGUGUAACUAGUGUAUUUUUAAUAAACCAUUUAAAUUUAUAAA